ACCCGCAUCGCGACGCCGGCGGCGGCAGGUCCUAUCGGCGGGCCGGUGGCGCGCUGCAGACCGAGUCCUCAGAGCGCAGGGUUCGGACACGCGGGACACGCGGGCGGCCAGGAUGCCGGUGCGGGGAGAUCGCGGCUUUGUCCCGCGGCGGGAGCUGUCAGGCUGGGUCCGCGCUCCCGGCAUGGAAGAAUUGAUCUGGGAGCAGUACACUGUGACUUUACAGAAGGAUUCCAAGAGAGGAUUUGGGAUUGCAGUAUCCGGAGGCAGAGACAACCCCCACUUUGAAAAUGGGGAGACAUCCAUUGUCAUUUCUGAUGUGCUCCCGGGCGGACCUGCUGAUGGACUACUGCAAGAAAAUGACAGGGUGGUCAUGGUUAAUGGCACCCCCAUGGAGGACGUGCUCCAUUCCUUCGCUGUCCAGCAGCUGAGAAAGAGUGGGAAGAUAGCUGCAAUUGUGGUCAAGAGGCCUCGGAAGGUGCAGGUAGCCCCCCUGCAGGGCACCCCUCCAGGAAACGAUGACGACCGGGGUUUCGAGGUGAUGGAUGAGUUCGAUGGCCGGAGCCUGCGCAGCGGCUACAGCGAGCAGAGCCCCCGCAGCAGUCGCGGGCGGCGCAGCCACAGCUGGGAGGACAGCCCGGAGAGGGGGCGCCCGCACAGCCGGGCGCGGAGCGGGGAUCGGCACCGGGAGCGCAGCCGUGGCCGCAGCCUGGAGCGUGGCCUGGACCAGGACUAUGAUCGAGCCCGCGAGAGCAGCCGGGGCCGCGGCAUCGAUGAGCCCUGGGAGCGCGCCUACAGCCCCGACGUGGAGUACGGCCGCAGGGCCAGGCCCGAAGCCCGCUACGAGGCGUCCCGCAGCCGAAGCCGCGAGCAUUUGCGCUCACGGAGCCCGAGCCCCGAGGGGCGGGGGCGGCUGGACCAGCAGGAUGGGGACAGGCCCAUCGGGGUCCUUCUGACGAAGAACAAAGCGAAUGAAGAAUAUGGGCUCCGGCUCGGGAGUCAGAUCUUCAUAAAAGAAAUGACAAGAACAGGUCUUGCAACUAAAGAUGGCAACCUUCAUGAAGGAGACAUCAUUCUCAAGAUCAAUGGAACUGUAACUGAGAACAUGUCUUUAACGGAUGCUCGAAAACUAAUAGAAAAAUCCAGAGGGAAACUUCAACUUGUGGUGCUGAGAGACAGCAGGCAGACCCUCAUCAAUAUCCCAUCUUUAAAUGACAGUGACUCUGAAAUAGAAGAUAUCUCAGAAAUAGAGUCCAACCGAUCAUUUUCUCCAGAGGAGAGACGGCAGCACUAUUCUGAUCAUGACUAUCAUUCUUCAAAUGAGAAGCUGAAGGAAAGGCCAAAUUCAGGAGAGGGCACGCCUAGCAGAUGGUCCAGAAUGGGCGCCACCCCCACUCCGUUCAAGUCUACUGGUGAUAUUGCAACUGCAGUGGAAUCUGAGAAACCCAGACACCAUGAAGAAGGCACAGCUCCUCAGCCAAAAGCACUCCCAAGAAGUUUUCUUCGGCCUAGUCCUGAAGAUGAAGCUAUAUAUGGCCCCAAUACCAAAAUGGUGAGAUUCAAAAAGGGCGAUAGCGUGGGCCUCCGGCUGGCUGGUGGCAAUGAUGUGGGGAUCUUUGUGGCUGGUAUCCAGGAGGGCACCUCUGCGGAACAAGAAGGUCUUCAAGAAGGGGACCAGAUUUUGAAGGUGAACACACAAGAUUUCCGAGGGCUGGUUCGAGAGGAUGCCGUUCUCUACCUGUUAGAGAUUCCCAAAGGGGAAACUGUGACCAUCUUGGCUCAGAGCCGAGCUGAUGUGUACAGAGACAUCCUGGCUUGCGACCGGGGGGACUCGUUCUUCAUCAGGAGUCACUUUGAAUGUGAGAAGGAGACCCCACAGAGCCUGGCUUUCACACGAGGGGAGGUCUUCCGUGUGGUGGACACGCUGUAUGACGGCAAGCUGGGUCACUGGCUGGCUGUGAGGAUUGGAAACGAACUGGAGAAAGGUUUAAUCCCCAACAGAAGCAGAGCUGAACAGAUGGCCAGUGUUCAGAAUGCCCAGAGGGACAAUGCUGGGGACCGGGCUGACUUCUGGAGAAUGCGUGGCCAGCGGUCAGGCUUGAAGAAGAACUUACGCAAGAGUCGGGAAGACCUCACAGCGGUGGUGUCAGUUAGCACCAAGUUCCCUGCCUAUGAGAGAGUGUUGCUGCGAGAAGCUGGUUUCAAGAGACCUGUUGUAUUAUUUGGACCCAUAGCAGACAUAGCACUGGAAAAGUUGGCAACUGAGUUACCGGACCUGUUCCAAACUGCUAAAACAGAACCAAAAGAUGCAGGAUCAGAGAAAUCCAGUGGCGUGGUGCGGUUAAAUACUGUGAGGCAAAUUAUUGAACAGGAUAAACAUGCAUUGCUGGAUGUGACUCCUAAAGCUGUGGACCUAUUGAAUUAUACUCAGUGGUUCCCGAUUGUGAUUUUUUUCAACCCAGACUCUAGACAGGGUGUCAAGACCAUGCGACAGAGGUUGAAUCCAACAUCCAACAAAAGUUCUCGAAAGUUAUAUGACCAAGCCAAUAAACUUAAGAAAACUUGUGCACAUCUUUUCACAGCUGUAAUCAACCUGAAUUCAGCCAAUGACGGCUGGUUUGGCAGCUUGAAGGACACGAUCCAGCAGCAGCAAGGAGAAGCAGUAUGGGUCUCGGAGGGAAAGAUGGAAGGGAUGGAUGAUGAUCCUGAAGACCGAAUGUCCUACUUAACCGCCAUGGGUGCGGACUAUCUGAGUUGCGACAGCCGCCUCAUCAGUGACUUUGAGGACACCGACGGUGAAGGAGGUGCCUACACUGACAAUGAGCUGGAUGAGCCAGCCGAGGAACCCACAGUGUCUUCCAUCACCCGCUCCUCGGAGCCGGUGCAGCAUGAGGAGAGCAUAAGGAAAUGUAGCCCAGAGCCACGAGCUCAGAUGAGGAGGGCUGCAAGCAGAGAUCAACUUAGGGACACUAGUCCACCUCCCGCAUUCAAGCCAGAGCCGCCCAAGGCCAAAAUACAAACCAGAGAUGACUCCUUUGAUCGCUCCAGAUCCCAUGAGUACAAGUCAAAUCCCUCUGUCUCAGCUGGCAGUGAAAUCCCUGGGGCACCCACCAAAGGUUGCCCUCCUCCUGUCGCAGCAAAACCUAACUUCGGAUGGUCUAUUUUGAAACCCUCAACUCAUGUGCCACCCCUGGAGAGUGAUGAGGUGGGGGAGAGCAGUGAGGAGCAAGACAACACUCCCAAAUCUGUCCUGGGCAAAGUAAAAAUCUUUGAGAAGAUGGACCACAAGGCGCGACUUCAGAGAAUGCAAGAACUCCAAGAAGCACAGAGUGCAAUGGUGGAAAUUGCUCAGAAGCAUCCUGAUAUCUAUGCAGUUCCAAUCAAAACCCACAGACCAGACCCUGGCUCUCCAAAGUACACAAGUUCCAGAGCCCCUGAGCCACAGAAAGUCCCUUCCAGAUUCUACCAGGAGCCCUGGGGAAGUUACGGCAGUGAUGCUGAGGAGGAGGAGUACCGCCAACAGCUGUCGGAGCACUCGAAGCGUGGCUACUAUGGCCAGGCAUCUCGAUACCGGGAUACUGAAUUAUAGCCAUCUUGGGAGUGACUUCUA
Suncus etruscus (white-toothed pygmy shrew) is the source of this 3607-nucleotide messenger RNA. It is a transcript of the gene TJP2, whose product is annotated as tight junction protein 2. Gene Ontology annotation, biological process: cell-cell junction organization; positive regulation of blood-brain barrier permeability; protein localization to cell-cell junction. The coding region runs from base 113 to 3586 and encodes 1157 amino acids. Lineage: Eukaryota; Metazoa; Chordata; Mammalia; Eulipotyphla; Soricidae. Gene Ontology annotation, cellular component: bicellular tight junction; plasma membrane. Gene Ontology annotation, molecular function: cell adhesion molecule binding. The record is from RefSeq and is a predicted model, not a curated record. The transcript has 23 exons.